Anopheles funestus (African malaria mosquito) is the source of this 5141-nucleotide messenger RNA. RefSeq lists its product as uncharacterized. The coding region runs from base 1483 to 4077 and encodes 864 amino acids. The transcript has 10 exons. Lineage: Eukaryota; Metazoa; Arthropoda; Insecta; Diptera; Culicidae. The record is from RefSeq and is a predicted model, not a curated record.
AAUUUUCUUUACGAUCACUUGGUACCAUCAACACACACCAUCAAAGUAGUCGUGGGAAAAAGCGAAUCUAAUAUCAGUAUUAGUUGCUUUCUUGCGGCUUUUUCCGUUGGUUGUUUUUUUUUCUUUCUUCCUCGUUUGCUCUUCCAUUUCACAACGUUUACCAUUACGCUCAUUUCUCUUUCGUGUGCUUUCGCUUCAUGCUCUUGCGUAAUAGAGUGCGCACCCUUCCCCAGGUGGAGGGAGAUUGGUGUGGAGAGACACACAUUUCUAGGGCGACCGUGUUUAGACGCCACAUUCCACGUGAAAUCGAAAGUCGCGAUCCCUCGCGAAGUCGCGGAAACUGUCCGCCAUUGUAUGGGUGCGUACGGGGGCAAUCCGUGAGCGAAACUUUUGAAGCUUCUCUCGCCUAUACGCACAUAUCGAAGCAACCCGGGUCGCUCCCGGUUUUGGCGUUUGGUUUGGUUUGUAGCGGCACUGUAGUGGUGUGGUGCGUAGCAGUGAAAGCACAUCAUCAACGCCGGAACGCAUGAGAAGAAGUGCGUUAACAUACUUCACACUGUAGCAUAAGCGAGUUUUUUUUCGUUACAGAACUGUCUAGACAGGCUGGAUACACAGUAACGCUGCAAAGAUAACGCAAUCUGGCAAAAAACGGUUGAAGAUGUGAAAGGGAUGGCCCUAAAUGUGACAAUCACCAUCAAAAUGCUCUCGCGUUAAUGCGGAACGGAACGAACGAAUAGCGUGCGUGUAUCGAUGUGUUAGUGUAUAGUGAUAUUUUGUUUUGCGAAGGAACCAGGACGAAUGUCCUUUCGUGGACCGCGUCAAGAUAAUGGUUUUGCGAUAGUAGUAGUGAGCGUUAUUAUUGUUUACACAGCACACUACGCACUCGUUUUGGGGGGGAGGGGAGAGUGCCAGUCUGUGUCCUUUUCAGCAAUUACUGUGUGUCAUCAAGUGUAGCAAAAAAUAUACUACCUUCCUGUGUGCGGGUGUGUGUGUGUGGCAGUGGUGUUGAAAGAGGAAAAUUAGUGUAAAAUUUGUGUGUGUGUGUGGCCUAGUCGUCUAGAAAGCCUCCGUGUCGUUCUCGUCUUCGUCUAACCGUAAACCAAGUGAUCAUCCAAUAGUGUAUAAAUACUACAGAAACGUCAAAGCAACAGACAGUUGCGCCGAUGGCGCUACUGUAAACAAACACCAAGCAACACAGUAGUCGGGUCGAAUUUCAUUAGCAACGCAGUCUAAAAUGGUGUAGCAGUUUUGAAGUUUGGCAGUAAGUAGUUACAUCCGACGGUGUGAUACGUACAUUCCACGAGCUCGAAUCUCGGAAACAGAUAGCGAAGAACCGGGGUGGUCAACUGUGCCGGGGUUGUUGCGUGUGAAGUGAUCGCAAAUCCGGAUAAAUCAUCAGUAGGAGAGAAGAAAAAAACAAACCCACAUCCAUCGCUUUCGUGGAAAAAAUCGUCCCAUCCUUCCACAGCACGCGCGAACGCGAUGAUGAAUCCGAACCAUUCCGGUGCGUCACGGCGCCCGUACUCACGCGGUGCCGUACCGCGCAACCGUUCGCGGAUGCCGUUUUCACCGCACCAUACGCAUCAUUCGAACCGGAACCAUGGUGGACAUAACCAGCCAUGGUACAACAAGGAUAUGGAGAAUAGCUUUAACUAUGGUGACAAUGGAAGUAGUCCCAAAGAAUCAUCCUUCACCUACACGUCCAAGUCCCCGCCGGUGCAGUUGCAUUCCCCUCCUAUAGCGGGCCGCCAAACGGCGGCAGCCCUACUCAUGCCUUACGGUGCUGCUGACGAUGGUAGUAUUAAUAAUAGAUCUCAACAAAUUCUUAGAGCCGGCCCGAGCCACAUUGACCGACACCGGAUCAAUAUGGGCGGUAAUAGUAUGCAGGAUCGCAACCGGCACACGAUGAGUGCCUCCACGAUCGAUCGCCAUUCGAAUCACUUCGAGGGACCAUCGAAUUCGACGCGCGGUUCGGACCUGCACGGUGGUGACGCACGUUCGGUACUGUCGAUGGACUCGAUGCGUAACAGCCGGGAUAACAAUGGUGGUGCCCGGGAACGGUACAGUCCCCACUAUCAUUCCGGACCCGGUGGAAACGGAUCCGGUCCGGCAGGCAGUGGCAAUGGUAACCAAUCGUCCUCACCUCCUUACUGCCCGGUGGAUGGAAUCGGUGGCAAUGGUGGUGGCAUCAAAUCGGAUAGUCCGUCGCGUAAGAGACGUCGUGUUUCGUCCCGGCUACCGAGCCAAUCACCGCCCGCCGCCAUCUGGGAGCAUCGACGCUCGCCGCGCAAUGGCGGUGGCAUGAUGUCGUUGAUGGGAACGAGCGGUGGUAAUGGUGGUGCGAACGGUGGUGGAAAUGGUAGCAACAGUGGCAUGGGAAAUCAUGCGAUGAACGGACAUCACAACCUGUCGUUGCAACAACAGCAGCAGCAACAGCAACAACAGCCACAAUCAUCGCAGAGCUCACAGCAACAGCAGCAGGUGCCACCGCAGCUACUCCAUCGGGACCAUCCUCAGCAGCAGCAUCAUCAUCACCAACUGCACCAUCAUCAUCAUCACUCGCAACAGCAGCAGCAGCAGCAACAACAGCAACACCAUCACUCGAACGGUGGUGGAUCUCAUUUGCAUCCGGGUUCGGGUGGUAAUCUGGCUGCUGCUAUUAUUUCGCAGCUCCAAACACACGCCCAUCAUCCGCAGGGAAGUCCACCGAUUCGGCGACCACGCUUUCACCGGGAGCAACAGCAGCAGCAGCCACAGCAACAGCAGCAGCAGCAACCGCAACAACAACGUCCUUGGGAAUCGCUGACGCAGGUAUUCCAGCAGGCUCCGGCGGCACAGGCCCAGCACCAGCAUCCGGCUUCAUCACUGAUGGUCGAUAUUAAUCAGGUGCCAGUUAGCUUACCGCUUGGCCAUCAUCAUGAACAGCUGUGGACGUACUCGGCCGGUCCACACAUUUCGAUCUGCUCCGGACAUCCAGCUGCACCACAUUUGCCACCAUGUCAGGUUCAUGGAGUUUAUCCGCAACCGUUCGCUCAAACGUGUGGCAUCGGAGGCCACUUCGGCAGCUAUGCAUCUUCUGCAGGACCGGCAUUAGCCGUCCCACAUCCACCACCGCAUCAAGCACAUUAUCAGCAUCCACAUCUGGCGCAACAGCGUACCGAUGGUCUUUCGCUGGACGGGUUGGAGCAUGCCGGUGCGUCACCGUUGCACCUGUCCCCGCUAACCACACACGCGCAUCAUCUGCACGGUGCGUCACCGCAGAUGACGCAGCUGACCGCGGCGGCCCAACCGAUCUACAUCUCCACCGAGGUAAGUGCCGUGGGCAGUGAGGUGCCCCGUACGGGCGUCACACCCGCCGGAACACUGAUCCCACUGAUCGCGAACGUACCGCAGGGUCGCAACUAUGAGAUACUGCACCGGACGGUUCGCCGGGCGAUCACGGCACCGCGGCGCAACUUUGCCCGCUUCCACUGGCCCGGUCCACCGCCGCCGCCACCACCACCACCACCGCCGGCCCAUCACCAGCACCAUCAUCCGGGGCAUCAUCCGACCCAUCACCAUCGGCCACAUGCUGCACCGCCGCCGGCCGCACUGCAGGCCCAUCCGCAGCCACUCGGCCAUCCACAGCCGGCCCACGUCACGCUCUCGGCCACGACGUCCGCCUACUCGGGCAUUUUGCUGAACUUCCUACCCGUCCGAUGUCCUUUCAGAGCGAUGUUCCCGUUGUCUACGUACGGUCCACCGGAUCUCAACUCACCGGAUUCGAACGAAACGGAAAAUUAUGAAGCCCUGUUAAGCUUGGCCGAACGUCUUGGCGAGGCAAAACCGCGUGGUCUGGCGCGGCCCGAGAUUGAUCAGCUACCGAGCUAUAAGUUUAAUGCUGAAACUCAUACCGGUGAUCAAACAUCGUGCGUGGUUUGUAUGUGUGACUUCGAGGCCCGGCAGAUUCUGCGAGUUCUGCCAUGUUCGCAUGAAUUCCAUGCUAAGUGUGUUGAUAAAUGGCUACGGUCCAAUCGUACAUGUCCAAUUUGCCGUGGCAACGCAUCGGAAUACUUCGAAAGCAGCGAGGAGCAGUAAACGUUUUCCAUGUAAAAUCCCACAAAACGUAACCGGAAGUCAAGUGUUCUGGAUACCACAUUUCGGAACGUUGCCGUGAGUUACACGGAGAUGUGCACAGUUGCGGUAAAUAGUCGGGUAUGACACAUUUUGCAAUAAUCCUUCAAUCCAAGUCUCAGUAAUACAUUCUGCCUCAUCUGCAAAAAUUAAGGUGAAUUUUCGUGAAAUCCAAAGCUUUUUGUUUAUUAGGAGUGAAACAAUACCUUAUCAGCGUUCCAUACAUGAAAUCGUUUAAGCGCCGUUUUACGCUUUAAUAGUAUACGUUUCCAUUGUGCAAAAUCGUUCCCUCCGGCCCCAGCCAGUACCGUACAGGAAACUUUAAGCAGUACGCAAUUCGUAAUCGUCUAUUAGUUAGUUACAUGCAACAAAUGGAUAUUUUCAUUAAAAAAAUGGUUCUUGAAAUGAAUAGUAAGGAAGGUGCAUGUAUCAAUGUUAGAGAGGAGAAAAAAGAGUUACAAACCAUUUGAAUUCAUGUUUACGCUUAUUCAUAAUUUGAAGCACAUUAUAGCUGCUUUCUGUCCAUCGCAAUCUUGUAUAUUUACUUCUUUUUUUGUUUCGUUAGAAAGAAGGAAAUAUUUACUGCUGGGACGUUUUGAAAUGCUUUGUUUUUUUUUGCUAGCGGAAACUAUAUGAAUGAAAUAUAACUUAAUCUAUGGAAAAAAGUAACAAUGUUUAUCACAAAGAUAAUUUAACAAAAAAAACGAUAGAACACGAAAUGAUAAUGCAGAAGCCAUUUCGCAAACCACCCAAGAGCAAUAAUUCGAAAACAACAAACACAGCAACCAGCUCAGUCAACGUAUACAAAAAAAAAACAAAACAAUGUUUUCAUAGGCCAUAAUAUAAUGUAGCGAAUGGGAGCGAACUAAUACUGCUAACUAUGUAUAGCAUUACAAAUAUUAAAGGAAAACAAAUGAACUCAAAAACAAACCAAACCACAUAUAAAAAAAACACACGCACACACGCAUUUUAUUCCAUUAAUAGAACCCUUCGUGAUAUAACACAAUGGUCAAUGAUAGCAAAAGAAA